Adelges cooleyi (spruce gall adelgid) is the source of this 2108-nucleotide messenger RNA. Its product is annotated as UDP-glycosyltransferase UGT4-like. The transcript has 7 exons. Gene Ontology annotation, molecular function: UDP-glycosyltransferase activity. The record is from RefSeq and is a predicted model, not a curated record. The coding region runs from base 280 to 1848 and encodes 522 amino acids. Lineage: Eukaryota; Metazoa; Arthropoda; Insecta; Hemiptera; Adelgidae.
UUUUUUCGUCUUUUUAAAUAAAGUUGUCUGUUAUGUGUUCGUUUAUAUAUUUCAUAAUAAUAAUUAAGGAGAUCUUCGAAACGUCUAUUACACGAUUUUGAACAUUCACGUGAAAUUUUUAAUUGUGGAAUUUUGUGUACCUACGUUUUACGUUGUACAUGACCAACUUAAAAAAAGUAACAAAUUGUAUGGGUAUGAUCUCCUUUUCCUCUGGUAGGCGGUCGUGACGGUUGACGUGAUUGACUUGACCACAAUCGGCGUGCGAUACAGUUGACAUAAAUGGGCUACACGACGUUAUUGUUUCUCGUUUUGUUCUUGUGUACCGGUUCGAUCGAAACUUCGAAUAUUUUAGUAUUUACACCAUCGCCAUGGAAGAGUCAUAUCGUGUCGUUCCAUCCGUUGUUCUUGGAGUUGGCAAACCGUGGUCACAACGUAACUGUUGUUACAAAAUACCCGAUGAAAAAUCCGCCACCAAACUACAAUCAAGUUGUUGUGACGUAUGAAUUUGAUUUCAGUAAAACUUCGAAUAUUCUAAUGCGUGAACUCCCCGUGACUUACAUGUUUCUUAACGAACCAUACAUGCGUUCGACAAUUGCUGUUGAAAACACACGAAUGUACUUAUCAGCGUCGGCCGUUCAAAAAUUCAUUAAAGAAGACCAGUCCAAGUUCGAUUUGAUCAUAGUGGAAUCGUUUUUCCAAGAGGCUACGGUAGCUAUGGGCCAUAAGUACGGCGCCCCAGUGGUAAGCAUCGUUCCCGUGUCACCUUGGGUACCAACUUCCCGAUGGGCUGCCAACCCCUCCGACUUAUCCUACAUCAAAGACUUUACACUGGACGCCGGCAAAGAGAUGGACUUUUGGGCUCGUCUCGCCAACACGGCCAUAGGCUUGUAUGGUUUCCUGAUCGAACCUAUCACGUACUUGCCUCAAAUGGAAAAAAUAAUGAACGAUUGCUUUCAAUACCCCGGAUACGAGCACCGACCAUCGAUGGCAGAUAUGUUGAAGAACAUAUCGCUGCACCUGAUCGAUUCCGACGUGAUGAUCUUGAGUCCACGUCCUUAUGUGCCCAGUUUUGUCGAAGUGCCAGGCAUUCAUCUCCGAUCCUAUGAAAAAAUGGACAAAAGACUUCAAGACUUUAUGGAUGAUGCGACGGCAGGCGUUGUGUAUUUCAAUUUCGGCACCAUUCUAGACGUGUCUUGCAUACCUAAAGACUCCUUAGCGACCAUUGUGAACGUCUUGGGCCGUUUGGAACAGAAGAUUGUUUUCAAAUGGAUCAGUAAUGACAGCCGACAAUUCCCGGAUAACUUCUACGUCGACUCCUGGUUACCGCAGAGGGAUAUCCUGAAACAUCCAAAUUGCAAGGUUUUUAUUACUCACGGUGGAGUGCACGGGAUAAUGGAAUCCAUAGACGCCGGAGUGCCGUUAAUUGGAUUUCCCAUUUUCGGUGAUCAAUUUACAAACUUAAAGGCAAGCCAGGACGACGGUUACGGAAUUGUUAACAACCUUUUCAGGCUGACCGAGAAAAAGUUGGAAAAAGACAUCAAUCGUGUGUUGACCGACAAAAAGUUUACAGACAACGCCAAAAGAGUGUCGGCUAUAUUUCUCGAUCGGCCAUUAUCCGCCGUCGAUACUGCAGUUUAUUGGGUGGAAUACGUGAUCAGACACAAGGGAGCACAUCACUUGAAAACAGCAGCAGUACACUUGACUUGGUACCAAUACUAUUUGAUCGACGUUUUUGCUUUUAUUGGUUUUGUGGUGAUUUUCUUUACCUAUUUUAUUUACAUUGCCAUCAAGAGUAUCCGGACGUCACUGUUAUGGUUAACCAAGAGCGAAAAACUAAAAAAUACCUAAAAGGUAACACUUCAAUAUGUACGCUUUUUUAUAUAAGCUACGUAGGUGUCGAUGAAAUUGUAAGGGUCGUUAAAAGUUAUUUGUCGUAAAGGAUUUAUCACAAUAUGUGUUGUAUUUUAUUAUUAUAAUUUGUACCCACUUAAAACCAACAUAGUGUAGUAAUGUAAGUAAUAUGUUUAUAAACGCAGCUAUAAGCAUAAUAAAUGAAAUAAAAAUCAAAUCGUACUCGUAUUUAAAAAUAUACAUUUAAAAUAGGUUAU